AUGCAGUACCUUCUUGCUAGAUACAAAUACCCAAAUGUCACUUUCUUGAAUCCAAUAGGGUUGUCUGGUGGUCUUUGCCUCCUAUGGAAGGAUAAUAUUGAGUUACAGAUCAUUGAUAAAAAUUUCAAUAUGAUAAAUUUGUUAGUUAAACUUGAUAGUCAGAAUGAUAGGUCUUUAGUUACUUGCUUAUAUGGGGCCUUAAAUGAUAUUGAUAAGACUAGACAGUGGAAUCAUAUAAGGCUUAUUAAGACAACCCAUACUAACACCUUGAUAGUUAUAGGUGACCUAAACUUUAUCUUGCAUACAGAUGAAAAAGAAGGAGGUAACAUCCUCAGUCAGUCUGAGUUAGAUAACAACAACAUGAUCCUGCAUAACAACCUCUUGACAAGCAUGAAUUAUAUUAGCAACCUUUAUACCUGGACCAAUAGGAGAAAUGGGAAUGAAUUAAUCAUAGAAAGGUUAGAUAGAAUUCUCACAACUUUUGACUGGUCUAGUACUUAUCCUAAUGCAACUUUGUAUCACCUCACUGUUGUGGGUAGUGAUCACUGUCCCAUAAUGCUCCUCACCAGCAAAUUAAAGAACUCCAAUAAGAAACCCUUCAGAGUGAAUAAAGCGUGGUUUAGAGAUCCUAGUUGUACUAAUAUCAUUAAAAAGGAAUGGAAGUGUAACACUAAUGGGUCCUCUGCUUUUCAAUUAACUCAUUGCCUUAAAAAUGCUAAAGUGGGUCUUAGGCUCUGGAAUUAUCAUUAUUUUGGUAACUGCAACACUCAAAUUUCUAAUCUUGAAGCGCAACUGUCUGUUCUUACUAGUACUUCCAAUCAACAAAACAAUAAUAGAGUUAAUGAUUUAACUCAGAAACUUAAAUACUGGUAUGAUGUUGAAGCUGACUAUUGGAAGCAAAGAGGUAAGUAUGAUUCCCUUCUAAUGGAUGAUAGAAAUAAUGCUUACUUUCAUCAUAAAGCUAAUUUUAGAAGACAAAAAACUCAGGUUGAGUCUUUGCAAAAUAAUCUUGGAAUUUGGCUGAAUGAUAGAAAAGAUAUUGAAUGUGAAUUGUUAAGACACUUUAGCUCAACGAGUAGAUCUACUAAGCCACCUUGCCCUGAUCUGUUUCUUAACAAUGUUAGUGCUAGUAUAUCUGAAUCCGAUAAUGCCAUGCUAGUAGCUAUGCAUAAUGCAGAGGAUAUUAAAAAAGUUGUGUUUGACAUGAAACCAUGGACAACACCAAGACCAGAUGGUUUCCCACCAGGUUUUUAUCAGCUAAUGUGGGAAACUGUUGGCCCUGAUGUUGUUAAAAUGACUAAAGCGCAAGACGGUUGUGUAGAUAUUAAACUAGAUAUGUCAAAAGCAUUUGACAGAGUGGAAUGCAUCUUUCUCAUUGCUAGCUUGAAAAAAAUAGGUUUCGCUGAUGCUUGGUGCAGCAUGAUAGAACAGUGUAUCUCAACUGUCUCCACUUCUAUUUUGCUCAAUGGAUCUCUAGGUAAUGUGUUCUAUCCUCAAAGGGGAUUAAGACAGGGUGACCCCUUAUACCCUUACCUUUUUAUACUUUGCAUGGAAGCUUUCUCUAGAGGCCUAAGAACUGCUGAAGGUAAUAAUGAAAUUUAUGGAUUUAAAGCCACUAAGAACUGUCCUCCUAUCUCCCAUUUAUUUUUUGCUGAUGACUUCCUAAUCUUCAUAAAAGCUAGGAAUAAAGAUGCUAGGAAUUUGUCUACCUUCAUUGAUCAAUUUAGUAAAUUUUCGGGUCAGGCGAUUAAUUUUGAAAACUCUGCUCUAGCUUUUAGUCCUAAGGUCACAGCUGCUGUUAAGAAUGAGAUAGCAAAUACCCUUAGAAUUAAGAGAAUGUCCCUUAAUGAAAAAUACUUAGGAGUCCCUCUCCUCUUACAGAAAAGAAAAUAUAGUUCCUUUGUCCAUUUGCUAGACAGUUAUAGAAAUAGACUUCAUAUCUGGGAUUCUAUAUUCCUAUCCCCCCUGGGAGAACUGUCAUGA
Messenger RNA from Papaver somniferum (opium poppy), 1983 nucleotides. RefSeq lists its product as uncharacterized. NCBI's taxonomy places the organism in Eukaryota, Viridiplantae, Streptophyta, Magnoliopsida, Ranunculales, Papaveraceae. Bases 1 to 1983 code for a protein of 660 amino acids. The record is from RefSeq and is a predicted model, not a curated record. The transcript is spliced from 2 exons.